UAAAAGAAAUUACGGGAAUUAUGUUUUUUAUUUGUUGCGCUGUUGCACUGUUUCAGUUGACUUAUGCACAAGUCUUGUAUCCGGAACGUUUUCCAAUCGAUAAAGAGAAGUCUAAUCUGGCAGGACGUAUCCCGCUUUACUCACCAUCUCGUUGUAAACAAAAUGAGUUACUCUAUCCAGGAGAUCAUGCAGACGAUUGGAUUUGUGAUUGUGCGCCAGCUUCACUUUACUAUCCCGACUCGGACGCUUGCCAUCCAGCGUUCCGGCGUGGUCCCUGCGAAGAUGAGUAUAUGCUUGUAUUGGCGCCCGGUGCAACCAUACCGCAAUGCAUAAAAAAUGAUUGUAAAGUCGAUGGUCAAGUGAAGAUUCAUCAAAUCUGCCAUGAGAUUGGAAGUGCCGCACCAUGUAAGAACGCGCAUUUAUCAUAUGUGCUUGGAGUGAAUACGAAGACGCUUAUGUUGGAUUGCGUUAGGUUGUCUGUUGCUGUUAAAACGCGUGUAGAGUUAGAAGAUGGUGAUGAACCGCUAUAUGAUCUCAGUAAAAUUGAGAUGUGUGCUAGGGGUACUAAACGUUCGAUUGAAGGCACUUGCACCCCAAACGCCAAUUGAAAACGGAAUGGUAAUAGGUAGCUUCCAGCUUACGCCAGCAAUUUACCAUCCGAAUUUGGGAGCUAUAAACAUGUUUCUAAUAAUUCAUAUGUGUAUUUUAAGGACACUUUACUUCGCUUAUUUAAGAACUAAAUUUAAAUGUACAUAAAUUAUGUUAAAUACAAAAAUAUACAUUUUGUGUACCGCUUUAAA
Rhagoletis zephyria (snowberry fruit fly) is the source of this 800-nucleotide messenger RNA. RefSeq lists its product as uncharacterized. The record is from RefSeq and is a predicted model, not a curated record. Lineage: Eukaryota; Metazoa; Arthropoda; Insecta; Diptera; Tephritidae.